Molecule: messenger RNA, 1555 nt
Organism: Mercenaria mercenaria
Lineage: Eukaryota; Metazoa; Mollusca; Bivalvia; Venerida; Veneridae
Exons: 3
Coding region: 101-529 (142 amino acids)
Source: RefSeq, a predicted model, not a curated record
AUAGCGACAAGUAUAGAGGAAAUUCACAAUAAAAAUACCGAUAUAUUUUAUAUAAAUACACAGCCAAAAUCAUAAAUCAUUUCUACACUGUUCACGGAAGAUGAGAGUGUUCAUCCAUUACUUAUUUAUUUGUAUUUUUCUACUCGGAUAUUUGCAAGGUAAAAACGUACAAUUAUUAUGCGGAAGUAAUUUACAGUUGUACAACCCGACGACUCAUGUGUGUGCCAACGGGCAACUGUUUAAAAGGUCAAACACGUCUUCACUCGGCCAAACAUCAACCUCCCUUGUCUCUUUCCGGAAACCAAAACCCAGCACAGAACAGAGACAAUCCAGAUUAUCAUGUCUGAUAUGCAGGUUAAGUAAUGACAUCCAUGAUCGUCGUUUUCCAAACGCCACAUACCAACACACACCUGUCAGCGACACGUCCUCCCAGCAACCAAGAAAUCACAUAUUUACAGUUAAGCCAGAGAUUUGUGUUAUUUCUUUGUGUACCGGAGCAACACUCCUAUAUUCAGGAAUAUUGAAAUAGACAAAAAGUUUAAAACGUGUAUUUCAUUGUUAUUUUUAUCGACAACAAGUACGUUAAACUGACAUGGAUUAGUGUUGUUUUUUUCCAGACUACUUUAGGGGAAUGGCGUUUUCUGAAAAAAAAUGUCAUUUUUUGCGCGCUGCCCUCUGGGGCACUAUUUUGCGCGUCGCCGUCCAUUAAAGAGCAUUUCAUGGCACCUCAGCAAAUAGGAUGUUAAGCAUAACACAUAUUCAAAAAUACAGUUUAUUUACUUCUAAAUAUUCAUUUAAAUAAAUGAGCUGGUAUACUUUUAUGAAAAUAGAAAAACAACCAUUAAGAAACCAUGACAUGAUCAGUGUCUUAUUUUUGUCAAUGCUAUAAGCUUUUUCACUUAGUCUUGGAAUACAGUUUUUAAUUUUUUAUUUUAACAUUCAUGUUAGGACAGUCUGUAAGGACAGUCUGAAUAGUGUCACACAUAAACACAAACCACAGACACUAGCCUGUAAGUCAGUCUCAUUCUAUAUUAGGCAUCUGUUUUUCUUGAGGAACUUUUUCACUACCUUUUUCAUGUCAAUAUCACUAGCACCCUUUGUGUUCAGUUUGACUAGGAGCAGUUUAUUUGAUGUGUUUACAUGUACCUGUUCAUGUGAUUGCUUACAAUCAGCUGAACAUGUGAGAACACCCGCUAUACAGGAGCAGUGGACAGGAUGAUGGUCAGGUGAACAAAGAACAGCUUGCUUAACAAUGGGUUGAUGACGCCAGUGGUUUCCUGAAAUUACAUAAGAAACAAAUUAUCAAUAACCGUGAAAUAUGAAAAUAUAUGCACGUUUAGAUCAAAAUAUGUGUUCACAGAUAAGAAUGUCAUAGAACAAUGGGUUUGUGUAGCAAACAGUCAAUAUGACUUCUUGCCGGUGAAUAUCAGAUCAUAUUCAAUGUCUCGCUAGUCAAAAACUGUAUAAUGUAUAUAUCUGGGUGAAAUAAAAGAAAUGUUAAGCAGAAUUGAGUAUGCAUCAAAUCCUUGAUAUUAAAGUUUGUUUUUCUACUUUA